AUGCUGGAGACAAAUUCUCAGUAUACGGUGAUGGCUUGUGCGAGACGUGUCCUGGGAAGGAUGAAACUCCUUAUUCUCUGUAUAAUGAUCUACGGUUUGUCGGCGGAGAGCACAGAGGAAGUCUUGUCACUAGGCCGGUGGAAGGAGCAGAUUAUUGCGCCGGAGUUCCUAUUGAACAGUCGCGAGGAUAUCUCCGAGAGCAGUCGGGACGCAUUCCUCUUUGAGGACAAGCGUAACUUCCGUCCCGAGGGACUCGACGAGGUCAAACGAAUCACCAACACCGAGAAUGUCGGCAUCAGUCUGCAGCCACGUCUUGUAACAAGAUCUUUGCAAUGCACCUGUGAAACGCAAUACGAAAUAAGGGAUCUGGGCGAUGGACAUUAUCCGAGAUACCUGACAGCGUCGAGCUGCAUGCCGAAAGCCUGCCUGAACAAGUUCAAUUCCUGCCGACUGCUGCACUAUAUGGUUCACGUGUUGAGCCAACGCGGAUUGAGCGAGUUAAACGAUGACAGUUAUUCGCACGAUAGUGACCUUCAGGAAACACCACUUCCGGAAGCUCUCCGUCAUAAGUGGCAACUGAAGCCAAUGAAAAUUCCGGUUGCGUGUGUGUCGAUGACAGGAUAGAAGAAAUAAUAUAUGACCAACUCGGACGUGUCAACCGGAUAGAGAAGAUAGAAUUU
Molecule: messenger RNA, 680 nt
Organism: Mycetomoellerius zeteki
Lineage: Eukaryota; Metazoa; Arthropoda; Insecta; Hymenoptera; Formicidae
Product: prothoracicotropic hormone
Exons: 4
Coding region: 1-624 (207 amino acids)
Molecular function (GO): prothoracicotrophic hormone activity
Source: RefSeq, a predicted model, not a curated record